Molecule: messenger RNA, 2913 nt
Organism: Cydia pomonella (codling moth)
Lineage: Eukaryota; Metazoa; Arthropoda; Insecta; Lepidoptera; Tortricidae
Gene: boca
Product: LDLR chaperone boca
Exons: 3
Coding region: 91-645 (184 amino acids)
Biological process (GO): protein folding
Source: RefSeq, a predicted model, not a curated record
AUCAUUCACCUAAUUGUACUUACGUUUACGUGUUGUUUAACAGGCAUUUCCGCCAACUUAUACUUAGUAUUUUUUAUAUCGUUUAUAAUAAUGGCUAAACUACUAUGUAUAUUACUUGCAAUAUGCAUAUCUGGUAUUAUUUCUAAAAAAGCCGAAAAGAAACCAGAAUGGGCUAAGAAGGAUAUUACAGAUUUUACUGAAGCUGACAUGGAAAGAUUGCUAGAUCAAUGGGAAGAAGAUGAAGAGCCCCUUCCAGAAGACGAAUUACCAGAACACCUUCGAAAGCCACCGGCAAUAGACAUAACCAAAAUGGAUAUGUCAAAUCCAGAAGCAGUGUUGGAAGCCACUAAGAAAGGACAGACAGUAAUGAUGUUUGUUACGGUGGCUAAUAACCCCUCGAGAGCGCGUACAGACGAAUUGACCAAAAUAUGGCAAACAGGUCUCUGGAGUAACCACAUACAGGCAGAAAGGUACCUGAUCGCUGAUGACAGAGCCAUUUUCAUGUUCAAGGAUGGCUCUCAGGCAUGGACGGCUAAGAAGUAUCUCUUGGAACAAGAAGAACUGAAGGAUGUGCAAUUGGAGAGCCAAACAUAUCAGGGUACCAAGGCUGAUGUCAGAAAUACUGCUUUGAGGGAUGAAUUAUAAGAUGAAUAUGAGCGAUGAUGAUCAAAAUCUAUUCUUCCAUCACAAGGGUGUUUAUACUGGAUCUACCAUUGACAAACAUCAGUAGUUGAUGUAAAACAUGCAUAAGCUUUGGGUGCGUGGGAAGUGCAAAUGCGACUUUUUUUGCUUAUUGCGGACACAUACAUCAUUUACAGUGUAAGACAGGUUUGACAAAGUUCUAAAGACUAGAAGCAUUUGUUGUAUUGGUGUAUCAUGAAAUGCAUUAUUUAUAUAUUACAAAUAAAUGUUUAUUUGAUUAACCUCGUGGCGCCCAAGGCUUUUUUGGCUCUUCUUUAACUAUGACCCGACCGUCCUUCUUAUAGGACAUAAUAGUUAUAGUCCUAUCCGCCCAAGAUUUCGAGUUGAAAUUUUUAUGUGUUAGAGUUACCGGUUUGAAGUGAAACUUGCGGGGUAUAAUUAUGAUUAUAUUAGCAUGUGUUUUCAAUUCAAUUAUUUGUCUACCUUUUGUUCUUUCCAAAGGCCACUGGGCCACAAUUACUAGAUUAGAAGGAAUUAUUAAGUGAUGUAAAAUUAAUAACUUUUUUAGGAUUAAUAUGUUUAUUUCAGUUAUUUUUCGUCCGUGGUCCGUUCCCUGUACUCCUAAAUUCGGAAAGAGGAAUUUCAUCUUCUGAACUGGUGUCUGACGAGCUAUUGUCUGCGUUGUCUCCAUGAUCUAUUGUAAAAUCUGCAUCCGCUUCUCCGUCAUCUUCAAACUCCGAAUUGUCCAGGUUACCAUCGCCCAUAAAGGCUUGGAUUUCUUCAUCCCGCAAACCUGUGAUUAAAACACCUUACGUAUAGGUGAUCAAUGCAAUCCUGAACCUCUGGCUAACAAUACUGGGUUAGAAUAGUGCUAGAUAAGUGUAUCUACACAGACUAGACACGAAAACUUAGUAGUGUAAAGAGUAUUAAAUUAUUAGUGAAAAAGUAGCAUUUUCAUAUUAGUAAUAUUUCACAAACCAGCAUAACAUAAAGCCACAAACUAAAAACAUUAAGAUAUUUUUAGUACUAGCUUCGACCCAACCGACUUCACAAAGUACAUAUUAUUUCAAACCAAGAUUUCGAAGAAUUUAAGCUAUAAAAAUGCGAAAUAAUUCUCUCCAUUUAAGAAUUACCCAUUAAUUAGCAACUUUUUGCAUAAAAACAUACUCGAGAGUCACGGACUAUCAUAAUAAAAUGCGAUUUACUUACCACGUGUUCGUGAGCCAGCCAUACCACCGUCCAUUUAUCAAAAAAAUGACAUCUGUCAAUUGUGACUGCUAAUGGUAGCAUACCGGAAACUGUUCCCUAAUAUUUCGUUCAGAAAUCGGAAUAAAUUAUUUCUUUGACCCGCGAAAUUUCAAAAAUCUAGACAGAGUUUAUUAAUAUGACCUUCUGAAAGGCGCAUGAGCGGUAAUUGAAAGUUACUUGAAAAAAGUUCUGGGCUGGAGUCGCCAUGUUUAUUUUGGUUUAUCAAAAGGCGCGUGGGCGCCACGAGGAUAAGACAACCAAUCUCAAUACAAAGUUGCAUGCCUAAUCAUUGUAACAGAGAUUUCAGGCCCAGAAAUAAUGUAACUCAAUCUAGUAAACUCUUAAAAGAUGUAAACGGCCCGAUUCGAAGAAUAAGAUAUGAUAACGAUAAGUUCUGGUUUAAUGUUGGGUAAUAUUUGUUUUAUUAUUAUUAUAACAUUUGUACCUCAUAUAAUUUUCAGAAGCAGCUCGAUUCGCGCAACCAAUGUCACUUUGACAUUACAAAUAUCGUAGAUAGAUCUUGUAGGGGGUCACAGCGGAAUCGAAAUAAACGUCAAUUUUGAUAUGUCGUUUAGUUACGAUCUUUCCAAGAUCUUAAACCUGUCUUAAUCAUUCUUCGAAUCGGGUUGAUAAUAGUGCUGUGCUCGUCUAGCACCUUCAACUUUAUGAAGAGAUGUUUUUACUAUUUACUUUAAAAUAUGUAGAUCUUGAUGUUUUCUAUUUGCAUGAAUAAUGUAUUUCUGUAUGUCAAUUCACAUUUGACCUUUUGGAUUGAUAAUUGCCCAUGAAUACCAACAAGAGAUUAAAAAUAAUCUAUUGGCAUGUGUAGUAACGACAACCUUUUCGCAUUUAAAUAACGUUCCAUAUUGUAUUUAUCAUCAGGCAUUUGAUUUAUACUGAAAUGCAAAGCUCAAAAGGUUAAUCACUCACCUUAUAUAUGUCAUACUAAAUGUAGAACAAUUGAUCUGUAUAUUAUUGAAUGAACUGAGAUCGUUAUUUUAAGAAUAAAUAUUAUUUUUUCCA